Messenger RNA from Felis catus (domestic cat), 1725 nucleotides. RefSeq names its product enkurin domain containing 1 (gene ENKD1). The coding region runs from base 199 to 1512 and encodes 437 amino acids. The transcript has 7 exons. Lineage: Eukaryota; Metazoa; Chordata; Mammalia; Carnivora; Felidae. Gene Ontology annotation, cellular component: cytoplasmic microtubule. The record is from RefSeq and is a predicted model, not a curated record.
ACUAAGGGUGACACAUAGGUAACUGGUCACCAGGCAAAGGACACAGGGAUCAGUAAUUAGACACCCGAGGAGGAGCUUGUCCUGGCAUUUAGGGGGCCUCGCACAGAGUUUGGCCUCCCAGAGCGCCGCGGACAGUCGCUUGGAGACCACAGCCUGACGGUCACCUCGGAGGUCUAAGCGUGGCCGCCAGGCGACUCUAUGAGCUGUGCCUGCCCCGCGGCCGUCCUCUCCUGGGACCCUGGCCGCCUCUCGACCCCUGCUGAAGCUACGGCUGCGCUGGGUCAGUACCUCCUCGACGGUUGCUUUCGGGGAGCGGAGAGAGGGGCCGGACCUGUGGACCUGGCGCUGACCCCAGAGACCGGCCGGGCGGCGUGGGCAGUUGGGUGGAAAGGGUGCCUGACCGUGGCUCUGUGCCUCACUCCCCAAAGCUGGAACUACAAGCCCCAGAAGGCUUUGCGCCAGGGGGCCUUGGCCCCUGACCUCAGGGACGGAAAUUAUUGUUGCCCGGCAACAGCAAGCCCGUCGGGUCGCAGCAGUCGGCGGCAAAACUGCUCCGCCCAAGGACGCCUUGAGGGAAACGCGCUGAAGCUGGACCUGGUCACUUCGGACCUCGACUUGGACGCCACCCCUCCGCGCGGUCCCCGCAUAGGUCCUGGAGCCAGACAGAUCCUGGACCGUGGCAGGCAUGGCGUCGGAGGAGUGCUGCUGCAAUUUGGGGGCAUCUCCCUAAGCCCAGGGGCCUCUUCCAAGAGGAAGGACCCGAAAGACUAUGAGAAGGAGAACCUGAAGCGGAUCAGAGAGAUCCAGAAGCGCUUCCGUGAGCAGGAGCGCAGCCGGGAGCAGGGCCAGCCCAGGCCCCUGAAGGCUCUGUGGCGUUCACCCAAAUAUGACAAGGUGGAGUCCCGGGUCAAGGCCCAGCUGCAGGAGCCCAGCCCAGCCUCUGGAACAGAGCCCACCCACUUCCUUCGGGCACACUCCCGCUGUGGCCCUGGGAUCCCACCACCCCGUGCCCCCAGUCCUCAGCUAAACCCACCAGGCCCCAAUGCUAAGGGGCCAGGCCUCGAUGUGGACUUCAUUAGCCACAAUGCCCGCACUGCCAAGAGGGCCCCCCGGCGGCAUUCCCGCUCCCUGCAGGUCCUGGCACAAGUGCUGGAGCAGCAACGGCAAGCCCAAGAGCACUACAACACCACGCAGAAGGGCCACGUACCCCAUUACUUGUUGCAACGCAGGGAUCUGUGGCGGCGGGAGGCUGAGGCCCGCCAGCAUAGCCAGCUGGACCCUGCCAUGCCCCCUGGUCACACUUGCAUGCCUGAGAACCAGCGGCUGGAGACACUGAGCAAUCUGCUCCAGAGCCAGAGCCAGUUGCUACGUGAGCUGGUGCUGCUGCCUGCUGGGGCAGACUCACUGAGGGCCCAGGGCCACCAUGCUGAGCUGGACCAGAAGCUGGUGCAGGUAGAGGAGGCCAUCAAGAUCUUUUCCCGCCCCAAGGUCUUUGUGAAGAUGGAUGUCUGAGCCCUUUUGUGGGGGCGCUUAUGGGGGUCCUCAGUGAAGAUUGCCACACAGUUGCAGAGGGCAGGAUCAAGCCCCAUCAUAGAAUGGGGGUCCAAAGACAGGAGCAGUGGUGUGGGCAGUAUCCCCAGAGCACUCUUCCCAGCCACCGGUGGCUGUAGAAGGGCCAGCCCAACCUCUUAAUCCCUUUGUCAAAAUUAAACCUUUUGUACACAA